AUGCAACUCUCCUUCCCGUUCUGCACGCUGCUGGCAGGCGUGCUCGUCGCGCUCAACGCCGCCGCGGCCCCCGCGCAGCAGCCGCGCAUGGUCACGCUCCCGCUGACGCGCAUCCCCCAGCGCAGCGACGCCCACCCGCAGAUCCUGCUCCAGCAGCAGAUGAACUCCGCCCACAAACGCCUCGCGCUGAUGGCGGGCGUCGCGCCGCCGACGGGCCGCGCGCUGUACGCCGCGCUGCACAAGCGCGUGCUCGCCGUCGAGGGCGCCGCGGGCGUCGAGCGGCGGUACAACCGCUGGGGCUACCCCGCCAAGACGGACAAGCGCUUCAACCGCACCGGGCUCACGCACGAGCGGCGCGCCAAGAAGGGCCGGAAGGGCCAGGCCGGCGCUAAUAACGGCGCCGCGCAGCAGCCGGCGGGCGCGAUCGGCGGGCCGGACAGCGCGGUGGACGGCGUCGUGGCCGUGGCGAACGCGCCGACGGCGGCGAACUCGCUCGGGCUGAACGUGGAGGUGCCGGACGUGGGGUACCUCGCGACGGUGCAGAUGGGCACGCCGCCGCAGAACUUCCUGAUCCUGAUGGACUCGGGCUCCGCGGACCUGUGGGUCGCGUCGGACACGUGCCAGGGCGUGGACGGCGGCGGGUGCGGGCGGCACCAGACGCUGAGCUCGCGCUCGUCGAGCAGCUUCAAGGCGUCGGACACGCCGUUCACGGUCACGUACGGCACCGGCGCGGUCGCGGGGGCCAUCGUCCAGGACGACAUCACCGUCGCGGGGCUCACGCUCAAAGCGCACACGUUCGGCGUCGCGACGCAGGAGACGGACGACUUCGCGAACGACCGGGUGCCGUUUGACGGGCUGAUGGGGCUCGCCAAGUCGGCGCUCUCGCAGCAGAAGACGGCGACGCCCGUCGAGGCGCUCGCGCAGCAAGGGCUCAUCAGCGACGCCAUCACGUCCUACAAGAUCUCGCGCACCGCCGACGCCAAGAACGACGGCGAGAUCACCUUCGGCGCGCUCGACCCCGCAAAGUUCGACGCCAACACGCUCGUCACCGUGCCCAACGUCAACGCCCAGGGCUUCUGGGAGGCCGCCCUCGACGGCGUCUCCGUCAACGGGCAGGACCUCGGCCUCAACGGGCGCACCGCCAUCCUCGACACGGGCACCACGCUCGUCGUCGUCCCGCAGGCCGACGCCGCGGCCAUCCACGCGGGCAUCAAGGGCGCGCAGGACGCGGGCAACGGCCAGUUCGUCGUCCCGUGCGACCUCACCGACGCCGUCGCCUUCACCUUCGGCGGCGCCACCUUCGCGAUCGACCCCCGCGACAUCGCCGUCCAGCCCGUCGACAACACCGGCACCACGUGCAUCAGCGGCAUCACCGGCGGCAGCUUCGGCACCAGCGACACCCAGUUCCUCGUCGGCGACGUCUUCCUCAAGAACGCGUACUACAGCACUGAUGUGGGCAAGAACGCCAUCUCGCUCGCCAAGCUUGUUUAG
Molecule: messenger RNA, 1491 nt
Organism: Mycena indigotica
Lineage: Eukaryota; Fungi; Basidiomycota; Agaricomycetes; Agaricales; Mycenaceae
Product: Acid protease
Exons: 3
Coding region: 1-1491 (496 amino acids)
Biological process (GO): proteolysis
Molecular function (GO): aspartic-type endopeptidase activity
Source: RefSeq, a predicted model, not a curated record